AUGAACGAGGACUUGAUCAACAGCGCCGUCCAGUUCCUUAAGGACCCGGGCGUGGCAAAUGCUCCGUUCACCAAGCGGGUGGAGUUCUUGGAGUCUAAAGGGUUGAACAACCAGGAGAUCGAGGCCGCGUUGCAACGAUACAACGCCGAACAGGGUCAGCUGACUCAAGUGGCAACCCAGCAACAGACUAACACCACCGCCAACACCCAAGCCCCGAUGCCGGUGGCGCAACCGGCGCCGCCCAUUGACUACUACGGUGCUCCUCCUCAGGUGCCUGAGCGUCUGUGGAAGGACUACUUUAUCAUGGCCACCGCCACCGCCGGUGUCACCUACGGGUUGUACCAGGUAUUCACCAAGUACUUGCUCCCGACCAUUGUGCCGCCCUCGCUUGAACUGAUUGAACUGGACAAGCAGAACAUCGAUGAAGAAUUUGCUAAGAUCGAUAAGCUUUUGGAGCAAUUGGCCGAGGACCAAGCGGCGAUGAAAGAAGCUAACGACACCAAGCUUAAAGAGGUGGACAUUGUCAUUGACAACGUCAACGACUUCUUGUCCAAAUACAACAAGGAUAAGCUCAAAUUUGACGACGACAUGCGGUUGAUGAAGCUUGAAAUCGACAACUUGAGCAACAGCAUCGAAAAGAACAUGGGUUUCACUAAGAACAACAUCAAGGACGAACUCCUGGACAUCAACGAGGAAUUGCAAAGUCUUAAGCAAUUGAUCAAGACCCGUGCUGAACAGCAACUGGGCCCUGCCCGUAAGAUCGCCCCCGUCUCGCUGAUCCCUCUGGCCCUGGAAAUUCUCAAGAAGAGCAUGGCCAACAAGAAGGCCACUCUGCCUACUCCGGCGGCGGCUCCCUCUGCGGCUGAGACCCUCAACAACAACAACUCCAAGGACGACAAGCCCGCUACCCCCGCUGCCGCCACCACCGAACCCAAGAGGGAAUCUUCUCCCGCUUUGUCGAAGCCUGUCACCGUAGGCAACGUCACUGCCGGCGGCAUUCCUGCUUGGCAAAUGCAGCACAAGACCCAGGAGGAAUUACUGGAAAAGGCUGAGUCGCCCGCUCCUGAAGAGGGCUCGUCGACGGCGGAGAAGCCUGGCAUUCCUUCGUGGCAAGUCAAUGCCACCGACAAGGAGGCUGACGCGAAAGUGAAGGACGCUUUAAAGAACGUCGGCGUGCCUGCCUGGCAAUUAAACGCCAGCGCCGGUAACUAG
Messenger RNA from Diutina rugosa, 1212 nucleotides. It is a transcript of the gene PEX14, whose product is annotated as Pex14p. Gene Ontology annotation, cellular component: peroxisomal membrane; peroxisomal importomer complex. The record is from RefSeq and is a predicted model, not a curated record. The transcript has a single exon. The coding region runs from base 1 to 1212 and encodes 403 amino acids. Gene Ontology annotation, biological process: protein import into peroxisome matrix, docking. Gene Ontology annotation, molecular function: signaling receptor binding. NCBI's taxonomy places the organism in Eukaryota, Fungi, Ascomycota, Pichiomycetes, Serinales, Debaryomycetaceae.